Messenger RNA from Cydia pomonella (codling moth), 4199 nucleotides. RefSeq lists its product as uncharacterized. NCBI's taxonomy places the organism in Eukaryota, Metazoa, Arthropoda, Insecta, Lepidoptera, Tortricidae. The coding region runs from base 676 to 4107 and encodes 1143 amino acids. The transcript is spliced from 21 exons. The record is from RefSeq and is a predicted model, not a curated record.
GCAUUGGGAGCUGGUGGCCGUGUUGCCUAUUUUCCAAAUAAAUUAAAAAAGUAAAGCAUUGGCGGAGAUAAAUUAUAGGUUAGGUACCUACAUAUACCUGUCUUUUUAUUACGUUAGUAGGUAUUAUAACUCCAAAAGGAGGAAUGAAUACUGUUUGUUUAUUUAACCUAUAAUAAACAUAUAAUGUAGAUAUGGGUAAAUUAAGCCUGCGGCUCUACGAUACAUACUGAGUACAUACUACAUACACUACUAUACAAACAAUAACAUUAAACCAUUUAUAAUAUUAAAUUCUAAUAAACGUCAAUAUUAAUAAAUUGGAAACAUCAAGCUAUGACAAACGAAUCAACGAUAAUCCAAACAACCAUAGGCCCGAUGAACUCAAAUCCAUUGUACCGCAACACAACAAAUAAUUCCAUUAUACUUAACCACAAUGUUAAAAGUCUGUAUGACAAUAGGUCUACGUAAAUGUUUCCGCUAAUGUGGACCUGCCUUGUUGCACAGUUGAACGGUGAACACUCCGGUUUCCCGCGCUUUGAGAGUGGCUGUUUGGUUCGGUCAUCGCCGCGUAUUUAAAAAGUUAACGUUCGGAAAUUAAAAGAAUGAAAUAAUUGUGUUUUUUUAUUUUCUUAUUUGUGGUUGUGAUGUUGUGGUGUUAAUUUAGCUCAAGUUAAAGCGAUGGGGUCAGGCGCAUCUGUGGCGGUGGACACGCCUGGUGGGGACCUCCGCCUACCAACCUCGGGUCUGAAGUUCAACAUCAACCAGCUGAGAGCGCUCAACGGCUACGUUGACUCCCUCUAUGAUGACGACCAGAAAGACCGAAUGUCGAGCGAGAUGGAGAGUGCAGUAGAGAGCUUAGUCCAGAGGAUAGUGGACGGUGCUGGGCAGCGUGACCCGAGGUUCCGAUGCUGCCAUCUCAUCGCAUUGCACAGAGGCAAGAAGAUGCGUUCCCGUUCUCUGGAAUACCUGGUGACCCUCGACUCUUUGUCAGUCCUAAAUGAUGGGAACGAAGACUGCUGUCUCCAAGAGGGACCAACAGGGUACGGCAGAGUGCGCCUCACAGGCAAGGAGGCUGAGAAGUGGGAGGAGUUUUUAACGCCUUCAGGAUAUUUGUGCAGAGACAAAGUCCUAGAACGAUGGGUGGAGCUGAUAGCGCGCUGCGCGCACGCCCGCGGUGGUGGCGGCUCACGUGUGCUCUGCGCAAGAGCGGCUGCGCGUGCACAUCCGCACAAGUACUGCUACUUAGAGAGAGCGUCCCCUCCCCAAGCCCUGACCGACCGCCGUCUAGCCAUCGUGGAAGGCGCAGCAUGGGUGAUGGUCCGUGUCGGUGCCGGCGAAGCUGAAGCCAAGCUCGUGCUGGGAGCGAGAGUCGGGGGCGUGAGCGCGGCCGCUUAUACGUGCCGAGUGCCGCUUACAAGCCCUUUGGCACUCCUACAUUACACAGCAGCAAACCAGGGUUACUACGCAACGGCAGUAGGCCCGCCGUCAAACAUGACGUGCGUCGAACGAGCAGCUACCUGGCAACUAUGGCACCCUUCGUUGGAAGCAACCCUGGAUGCUCACUUCUCAGAACUGUCCACCAUAGCCAGGGUAACUGGUGCCCUCAAUUCACUGCUGGACAAGAUGAGGGAAGGGAUAUAUCAGGGUUCCCUCCGCGGUGUGAGCCGCUACAUGGCGCAGUGCGCGCUGCGCCGGCGCGUGGAUCGCUGCGCGGCGCACAGUCAGGCCGCCGCGCGAUUGAUUGCCCAAACUCAUGCGUCACAUCAUCUGCUCUUGGUUUUGGACUCGUUGUUAGCAGUAUGUGAACGAGGAACAACAGCAGGCUACGUUUAUCCCGUAGACCGAGCGGCGUUGGUCAGACGAGGGGCACGCGGCGCGGACUGGGCCGCCGAUGCAGCUACGAUUCGACGGUGUCUCAUGGACUUGCAUCGUCUGCCUGGGUCCGAAGACACCGUACUCACGUCCUCCGAGUCCCUGGAAUCGGUGUUAUUUUCUCGCUGGGAGCAUAUGAACAGAGUUCCAAAGCCAUCGACUGGGCUCCCGAGCUUCACUAGACGGCAACUGAUGUAUCUGUGGAGAGUCGCCAGCGAGUUGGUGACUUGUAAGAACAUGGUGGUUUGUGAAAACCACAGCACAUUCCGCGCCAACUUGCUCCAAGUGACCUCUCAACAUGAAAACAUCGAGCAGCUGAUCCACAUUCUGGCGAUCAUGCUCGAUCAAGCACGAGACCUAUAUUUGAACAAUAUCGAGACUAGAAGUCUGGGAGAGUUCGACAGAGACACUUCCACUUACAGGUCAAAGAAAUGGAACAAGCUAAAGGACUACUACGAUGCGUCUUCAGCGUGUUUGAUCGACGCAGUCAGACGGGAUCCGGAGCUACGGACAGAGAAUUUGGACGACGAGCUUAAUGUCAUGAGAAAUGUGCUCAACUGGCUUUAUAAAGGUGUCAAAGACGAUAAGAAAUACCUCAGCCCAGUCCUUAAGCCCUACCUCGAUACUCUCUUUACCGGUUCACUCGAAAACUCCUGGUUCCUCGAAGAGUUUGACGCUAAGAAGAGUGAAUUAGAGUUUCAAGGACUCAAGGAGUACUGUACUGGUGUCCAUGAUGGGGUGAUUGAGCCCUGUCUUGGGCUGUUGGAUGCAGCUAAGAAGCUAGCGUGGGCCAAGGCUAUGGUGGAUUUCGUGGACAGAUAUAAGCAUAUCGAAUUUAGACUCGUCUUCCCAACUGGCGAGGGCAUGGCGGUAUCGUAUCCAAUGAAACUUCCAAGUCGAAGAGAACACAGUGCCGCUAGAGAACUCACACUAAGCCGGAGGGAUAAGUGCGAGGCAAAGCUGCGGUUAGCUCGACGGAGUGUGCUUGGGGCCUUUACUACAGCCCUUGUUGGAGACAAACGCACAAAACAGCAUAUAAGCCGGCACGGCAGCUCUGAUGAAAUCCUGGCCAGCGUGAAGAAAGGAAACUAUUGGAGGAACAAUACCAAGCCUGAUGUCAUCCCCUCUACCUCCGUCCAAGAUCUGGUUUCCAUAGACACCCUUCCAAAAGCACGGCGAAGAUCCCGUCGAAAUCGACCAGCUACAGCCUACGGUUUCCCAGAAAUCUCCAUCACCAACCAAUCCGACACCAAAACUAUGCGGCGCAAAUACCACACCCUGAAGAACCUGGUGUAUUCAGAGCCGAUGGAAAAUAUUAAGGAGUUGAGGAGAAGACCGAGGUCUGCAGGGUCUACUGUGAGGAAUAAGGAGGCGCUCAGUAGGCCUAGUUUGAUGGAGACGCUGGAUUUUAUUAACAGCGUCAAGGAUGCGCUUUGUGUGGAAGAAUCCGGCACUUCAGAUGCUGAGGAUACAGGAUGGUCUUUAAGCGACGAGUGGCUGGUGGGGCAGACGGCGCCGCUAGCUAUGACGGCGACGCGCUGCGGCUGUCGCGCGUUACAUGCCGCGCUCGCCGACCUGCUGCCGGCUUUGCUGCUGCGGCGGCACUUUACUGUACUACAGGAGCUGUGCUCGUGGCUGGGUGAAUCCAGCGAAGGAGCUCUAUUCGCACUCCAUCGGCUGGCGAGAGCUGCUCGCUCUAGAAGCAGCGAGAGGAUCGCCAAUUCCUGGAAGCUUCCCGAGCUCGAAGGAACGACAGAGGCUCCACAGACCUACCGAGCCAGGCCUCCAGAUUACGUGUCAGGGGAUGAGGCGCCGCAGCCUCCGCCACUGCCUAGAAGAUCUAGUAGAGACAAACAGUUCACAAAGCGCUAUACCGAAUACCUCUCACCCAAGCUAGAAGCCCUAGAAACCCACCUCACCCAGCUAGAGCUAGCCACUCGUCAGAACACCUAUACGGGCGUGCUGAAUCCCGUAUACGACGGGAAGAUACGGGACAAGUUCAACGUGAAGAGGUCCAAGUCGCUGGGCCGGAGCUUCAGCAAGACCAAGACGGGACUGGAGAUCAACAGGUACAACAUCACACUUAGCCGCCGUUCCGGCGAGAGGACCAACGACGUCUUGUCAGCAAUCGCGGGCACAACAGACACCGGCUUAGGGUACAAGGGCAAUUUCUUCCAGCGAUACAACGCUAGUGUCGUCGGCGACUCGUACAAGACGAGCAGGGUUACGAUAGAUUAAGUUUUGAUUUUGAUCAUCAUCGUAGUUAAUUAUUUUAGCCUCUUAUCGUUCGUUUCUGAGCAUAGAAUUUUCUUCCUAUGCAUCACUUAUCC